Guillardia theta CCMP2712 is the source of this 3705-nucleotide messenger RNA. RefSeq lists its product as hypothetical. Gene Ontology annotation, biological process: protein ubiquitination; SCF complex assembly. Lineage: Eukaryota; Cryptophyceae; Pyrenomonadales; Geminigeraceae. Gene Ontology annotation, cellular component: nucleus. The record is from RefSeq and is a predicted model, not a curated record. The transcript is spliced from 10 exons. The coding region runs from base 1 to 3705 and encodes 1234 amino acids.
AUGAGCUUCUCCAUGGCAAGUCUGAUCGAGAAGUUGAAUGCACGGGAUAAAGAUGAGCGGUACAUGGCAAUGCACGACUUGUCAGCAGAUCUGGACAGAGACACAAUCAAACUUGAGAACGAGCUUGAGAGAAGAGUCGUCAGCAUUAUUCUUAAGCACUUGGAGGACACCAGUACCGACGUCAAGCAGCAAGCCGUGAGAACCAUUGCUUCACUUGCAAGGAAGGUACAAGAACCACAACUAGAAGAGAUCGCGGACAAGCUUGCAACGCACAUUAUCAACAAGACUGACGAGGAGAGACGGGAUAUUGGCAGCAUUGGCUUGAAGACGCUUGUUGGGGUCGUGAAUCAGCAGACGGCACCAGCUGUUCUUAAGCGGGUCACCCCAAAGCUGCAAAUUGGUAUCCAAGGAGAAACCGAGGUUGCCCAUUACUGCUUAGAAAUUUUGAACGACCUCCUCAAGAACUUCGGUAUGCUGAUGCAGAGAGAGCUUCCAGCGUUGCAGACAAGCAUUUUGCCGAUGCUGGCUUCUCCCAUAGCUGCCACUCGGAAAAGAGUGUCCAUUUGUGUUGCGUCCCUUGCUAUCUGUGCGCCAGACCAGCUGUUUGCAAACUUAGUCAGCACAAUCUUCGUUAGCAUGGGAGAAGCGAAGAGCCCUGAUGAGAUCCGAACUUUCAUUCAAACUAUAGCUGGAAUAUCUCGUUCGGUAGGACAUCGUUUAGGAAGAGAGCUAAAACGAAUUAUUCCGCUCUUGAUUGAGCUCUGCGAGAGCCCAAAACAUCAAGAAGACGUAGAAAUGCUCGAAAAUUGUCUUCAAGCAUUUGAAUCGUUUGUUCUCCGUUGCCCCAAGGAAAUUGGAUCGCAUCUAGACAAGAUCGUCAACAUUUCUCUUAAGUUCAUCAAAUAUGACCCCAAUUAUGCCGAUGAUGAGGAUGAUGGCGAUGAUAUGGAAGAAGAUGAGCAGGAGGAGGACGAGUUCUCUGAUGACGGCGACUACAGCGGGGAUGACGACAACAGCUGGAAAGUGAGGAGUGCUGCUGUUAAGUGCUUGGCUGCAGUCAUUCGCACCAGACCAGAAAUGCUGAAAGAGCUCUACGAGGCCGUUCUCCCUCAACUCAUCAUCAGAUUUCGAGAACGAGAAGAGAUUGUGAAGAUGGAAAUCUUUUCUGCCCUAAAGGACUUACUUCGACAAACGCAAGGCCGUACGGCAAACCCUGAUGCAAUGGAUGAAGACCAUCCAUCAGGAAAUGAUUCCCAUCAUUUGCCAAAUACAGUUGUAUCCAUGUUGGAUGUGGACAAACUUGUCAAAGCAAUCACAAAGCAAAUGAAAGACAAAUCGUUCAAGACCAAAGAAAGAUGCCUCGAACUUUUGCGAGAGCUCAUCCUUGUGCUAAAUGGAGGCUUGAAUAACUACCUUGUAAACUUGGUUCCGGAUAUUGCCAAGGCAAUUGAGAAGAGUGCAAAGACUUCUCUCAAGGUCGAGGCCCUUACUUUCCUUUGUCUGCUUCUUGAAAAGCAUCCUGGUGCUGACUUUUCAAAGCAUGUCAAAGAUCUUGGGCCAUCAGUGCUUGCAAGCGUAGCUGACAGCAAUUACAAGAUUUCAGCUGUGGCGUUACGAGUAUGUGGUAGAUUCACAACCGCGAAGCAUGGCGGAAAGAGACUGUUGCAGGGAGAAGACCAAUUCAUUCAAAACAUGUACACCUCUGCGUUCGGCAGAUUGAAUUCGCAAGAUCAGGACUUGGAGGUCAAGGAGGCAGCUAUCCUGACGAUGGGUGAGAUCAUAGCCACACUCGGUGAUAUUGUCGGCCCCUCAAACUUGAAUGGAUGCCUUCCUGUCUUGCUAGAACGUCUGAGAAAUGAGACCACCCGAGUGACCUCCUUGAAAGCCAUUGCAACUGUUGCAAAGAGCGAUCUGCAAAUCGAUAUUUCCAUCAUAUGCAAGGAUGUGAUUCUGGAAUGCUCCACUUUCCUUCGCAAGAAUGACAGGGCUUUGAAGCAGGCCGCACUGAUGACCCUCAAUUCCUUGAUUGCUUCUUAUGGAAAAAUGAUAGGAGAUUCCCUCUAUGAGACAGUUAUGAAGGAGUUGACUAUUCUUGUUUCGGACGCGGAGCUUCACCUGACGCACCUCGCGUUGCAACUGUGCUCUUGUAUGGUUUCGAAGUCUCCAAAUGAGAACGUCAAUCUAAUUCAUUCUUACAUACUCCCGCGUGUACUCGUGCUCUUACAAUCUCCUCUUCUUCAAGGCAUUGCGAGAAACUCUCUGAGGUCACUCUUUGCGAACCUUGUUCAGGCAGGGUCCGGAUCAAAAUACAAAGAAUUGCUUGGCCAACUUCUCGGAAUUGUUGAUGGAGGAAAUCAGCUUUCGAGGCAAUCACUUUCUUCCAUUGCACAAUGCGUCAGUAGCCUCUGUGGGGCGGUUGCUGAUAGCGAGAGAAUUGCAACCCUCCAAGGGUUCAUGAAUACCUUAGGCAAUCCUUCUGGCGCUGAGCAAAUGAAGCAGCUUCUGUUGCACUGCGUAGGUGAAAUUGGCCGGGAGUUCGAUCUAUCGCAAUUCUCCCUCGAGAAUGUCAUCAUGAAUUCGUUUACAUCUACAUCAGAAGAUACCAAGGCGGCUGCAUCAUACGCUCUUGGGUCAAUUGCAAUGGGCGCAAUCAGCAAAUAUCUCCCGUACAUUCUGACCCAAAUUGAGUCUCAAGCCGAAUAUCGAUAUCUGCUGCUGCAAUCGCUUCGUCAGCUCAUCACGUUGAAAGCUAGUGAUGGAGGAAUAGGGAAGGGUCAUGACUCGCUUGCCGGUCACAUGUCUACAGUCAUGAAUCUCCUCAUGGAUCAGUGCGACUCAGAUGACGAAGGUGUGCGGAGCAUGGUGGCGGAAUGCUUGGGCAAACUUGCGCUGAUCGCACCAACUGAGGUGCUGCCCAAGCUGAAGGAACUGAUAACGCGGGACAGCGUCGAGACGCGAGCCACUGCUGUGCAUUCAUUGAAAUUUACCAUCACGGAUAAUGCCCCAGUGCAAGAACUUGCCACAUGCAUAACUGAUUUCUUGCUUCUCCUCAAGGAUGACCACAUCAUGGUCCGUCGCGCCGUUCUCACCACCCUCAAUUCUGCAACUCACAACAAACCUGCCCUUAUUCGCCCACUCCUCAAGACUGAUUGGUUGCUGCCUUCACUGUAUGGAGAAUCUGUGUACAAACAAGACUUGGUGCGCACUGUAAAUCUAGGCCCUUUUCAACAUAAAGUAGAUGAUGGAGCUGAACUACGCAAGCUGGCACUUGCAGCCAUGGAUACUCUGCUGGAUAAGUGUGCAGAGCAGCUUGACACCUCUGCUUUCCUCCAUCACUUACAGGACCGUCUGAGUGAUGAACUGGACGACAUCAAACAAGCUGCAUACCAAAUGCUCUGCAAGUUGGCUGUUCGUGAACCAUUCUUCGUGCGGGAGGUGCUCGAUACGCUGGCGGAUCCUCUCAAGACGGUGCUCAACAAGAAGACAAAAGAAAACGCGUCGCCGCAGGAUGUCGAGCGUCACAACGAGCUGCAGCGAUCGGCUAUGAUCACGGUGGCCACAUUGAACAAGAUGCAUGACAGCAACACUUGUCACAAGUUUGUUAGCAUGUACGAAUCCAUACUACAAGAUGCCAAGCUCAAGGCUUUGCUAGAGUCUGUCAGCAACGACACAGAAGGUUCGACGAGUGUGGCUAUGGAGUUCUAA